This is a messenger RNA of Symbiodinium sp. CCMP2592, 543 nucleotides long. Lineage: Eukaryota; Dinophyceae; Suessiales; Symbiodiniaceae. The record is from the annotation of a GenBank genome assembly.
AUGUCCAGGAUCGGCUGCAAAGGCAAGUACACGGGCAAUGCUGAAAGGGAUUUGCUCCGAGCGCUACAACUUCCAAUCGCUUUGUACUAUGUGGAAAUCCCGAUUGUAGAGCCCAGUGAUCGAAAGACAGAGCGAACCAUGCAGCUGCCGAUCAUUCUGCCACACUUGACUGUAGAAUACCUUCUGCAGAGUCGGAAGGUGGAGGUUUGUCAAUCUGAGAUUCAGAAAUACUGGAGCCACUUGCGGGAUGCUAAAGUGCCGUGGGCAUUGCAGCAUCCAGGUGCCUUUUCUUGUGCACCGCUGGGGGUCUACGGAGACGAGGGACAGAUCAGCAAGGCCGGCGAAAAGGUCAUGGUGGUUACUUUCAAUUUUGUCCUGGACAACAGGGCUGGUGAUGGUGUGAUCCACCGUUUCCCGAUUGCCACUUUACGUGAAUGGUGUUCACUUGGUAUGCGGUCAUUGCAUCCUUUGACUCAAGUGAUGGCUUGGUCGUUCAACGUGGCCCGGCUGGUAUUUCAUACCGUCAUGAGCACCACAUGCUAG